AUGGAGAUCGCAGAGAUUUGGCUCAAACAAUUCCAGCGGACGCUGGAGCUGCCAAGCGCCAUGAAUUGCUUCCAGUGGCUCUUCAGCAGCGGGACGACUGAGAUCAUUCGGCCAAGCAAGUCAAAUGAUGGCAAGCGACUGUUGGUGCCAAAGGGAGAACAGAUGUUUGGCUUGAUGCCCUUGUGCUUCGCCACCUAUCCAGCGAUUGCCUUGCGUGUGCCAAAGUGCGACGAGAAGCGCUUGAAGCAGUCCUUGUCCAAAGCACUCGAUUUGGUGCCAAGCGCAGCUGGACGCUAUGGAGAGAAUGGGGACAUUUUGGAGCUCAACGACGCAGGUGUGCCAUUUACCGUGGUCCAAUCGCAGGAAGCCUCUGCACCCGAGAAGAUCGAGGAGCCAAAGCUCCUGAACUUUGCCACCUUCCACAGGCCAUGGAGUGUGCGGAACGGCUACAGUCCUUUGAUCUCAAUCAAAUUGACCAGCUACAAAGAUGGAAGUGGUGUCCUGGCCUUCUCUCGCUCACACAUGUUGUUCGAUGGCUCCUCGGCUUGGAUCUUCUUGGGCAUUUGGGCUAGCUUCGCAAAGGGCGACACCGUCAAAGAGCCCUCAUGGCGGAAGGAGGAGGUGGUCAAACUGCUUCCUGAUGAUAAGGAAUUCCAAGAAAUGGCACAGAAAAUGUUUGGCAUCAACCCAAAACCCACGAUCUUGACCAAACUCAUGAAGAACUUUCUGAUCCCAGUGGUCGGUGCUGUCAUGGACACGUUCUUCCUCUACGCUGGCUACUCCUUGACCAGAUAUCGGUUCUUCUUCUCAGAUGAAGAGUUGGCCCUGCUGAAAGACGAGGCAACGCCCAAGGAGGUGGCAGCAGGUCAAGACAACUGGGUGACCACACAAGAAGCUCUUUGUGCUUUCAUGCUGUUGGCUCUUGGGCGCAACUGCUUGCCAAAGACCUGCUCGGGAAGUGUUGCGAUGAUUUUUCUGCUGGAUGUCAGGAAAGCCCUGAAGCUGUCUCCAAAUCAGCUCAUGGGAAAUGGCCUCACCUUCUGCAGCCUCUCGAUCGAGUCGCAGAAAUUGUUGGCCAUGGAUCUCCCUGGCUUAGCAAGCCACUUACAUCAAAUGCUCUCCACAGGUGAGGGCCCUGGCUCCCUCGAGUCACAGCGAGACUUGUGGCGAGUCACCAACGGUGCCUGCGAGAGAGAGGUUCAGAACAAUAUUCUUCAAAAGAUUCAUCGGCCAGAUAACUGUGACUUGAAAUUUGCCGUGAACAACUCCUCGAAGAGAAUCUUGCCAGACUAUGGCAUCGGCCGCUGCGAUUCUGUGGUGACCAAUGCCGGGCCAACCGUCUUCCUGCCACCUGGAUCCACCACGAUCCACCUAGCCUUCGACCGUGCGGAACGGGCAGAGGAUGAUUUGAAGCAGGCUUCAGGGUCGCCCUUGGCUUGUUUGAUGACUGACGAGUGGGAUGGUCCUUGCGACACUGCGACUCACUGUCCUAGGCAGAUGCAAACCACCGAGAGCACCAUGUACACAGAUCCACAGGCGCUCACCGUGGAGCCCAUGAAUUCGGGCCCUCUCGCCUCAAGUUCCGUCGACGUGCGAGAGCUGAAGGCUGCCAUCCAGAAGGCGCUGGGCAUUCCCAGCCACCAGCAGCGCCUCCUCCGCGGCUCUGAGGAGUUCAACGAGUGGGAUGGCCUUGGAGAAGACUUCGAGGUGUCUCUACUGCGGCAGGCCGCCCUGACGGACAGCGAGAGAUCCUAUUGGGCCGAGCAGUUGCAGAAGGAUGGAAUGGAGCUGCUCUAUGCCCCCGAAGAGGUCCAGGCAGAUCGAGAGCUGGUGAUGCUGGCAGUCCAACAGGCUGGCGAAGCCUUGGCCAUUGCCGCCGACGACCUGCACCACGACCGCCCGGUGGUCCUCCAUGCAGUGAAGCAAAACGGCUUAUCCUUGACCUAUGCCUCAGCAGCGCUGAAAAAUGAUAAGGACUUGGUCUUGACCGCCGUGCGGCAGAACGGCUUGGCGCUGCGCCACGCGGACGGACGCCUGCGGCGGGAUCCUCAGGUGGCCAUGGCUGCUGUGCAGCAGAACGGCUAUGUCAUUUCGGAUUCUUCCUUCGACGCAAGCUUAAGAGAUGACCCAGACAUCGCCCUAGCAGCAGUCUCUUACGAUGGCUGUGCCCUGAAGCAUGUGUCUGCGCAGUUACGAAAGGAUCGGCAAAUCGUUUUGGCUGCUGUGCGAUCCAAUGGCAACGCCAUUAUGUGGGCAGAUCCAGUCUUUAGAUCUGAUCGAGAGGUGAUGCUGCAGGCGGUGCGCUACCAUGGCACCUUACUGCGGUGUGCUUCGGAGGACCUUCGUCACGACCGCGAGGUGGUCUACCAGGCAGUCCUGGGCCAUGGUUAUGCCUUAUCCUAUGCCUCGACGCCUUUGCGGGCGGAUCCCUUGUUGCUACGCCUGUCAUCUCGCCCACACUGUCAUAUUCCAAUUCGCCUGGAAGACGAGAAGAUUGUUUACAUCGAGGACUGCAGUAGGAGCGAUGCUGAUGCCGACGUUCUCGACCGGUGGAUGUCCACACCAAUGCCGGACCGGGCGAGGAAAGAGGAGGCUGAGGAUGAGUUUAAGCGCUUGGCCGAAGCCUACGAUGUCCUGAACGACCCUGAGAAGCGGAAGAAGUACGACCAGUUUGGCAAGGAGGGCCUGCAAGGUGGUGAUUCGGGAGCUGGUGUGUCUCCCGAGCAGGCGCAAGCGGAGAUGUUCUUCAAUCUCUUCGGCGGCGGCCGACCGUCGCAGGGAACCACCCGGGUGGUCUUCAGUGGCCCUGGGGGCGAAAGUAUGGACGUUGAUGGCAUCAACCUGUCAGACAUUUUCAUGUCCAUGGGUUUGGGCGGUAUGGGUAUGGGUGGUAUGAACGGCAUGGGUGGACUGGGCGGCAUGGGCGGUAUGAACGGCAUGGGUGGUAUGAGCGGUAUGGGCAGCAUGGGUGGUGAAAUGGUGAUUGUCCACAGCUUGAACAAGGCCAAGGAGCGCUUGGGCGACCAGGGUGACACGUGUGGCACAUCAAGGGCAGAACAUAGUGGCGGCUUGCAGUUGCAUGCAGAGCACAACGGAAAGCGUGGACACGUGGGCGGCUUCGACCCUCAGCGUUGCCGCUAUGAGAUUCGCCUAGAGGACGGCCCGGUGAUCCAUGUGCGUCCUGAGAACAUCACUCAGCAGAGCACCGUGACCAUCCAUGGGUUGAACAGCAAGCCAGAACUCAAUGGCAAGACUGCCCAGAUCGUGAGCUUUGAUCCGGCGACCAAACGCUAUGUGGUUUUGGUGAAUGCUGGCAGCGCAGCUCCAGUAAUCGUGAGCCUGCAAGGCGGCAACUGUAUCUUGAAACCUGGUACUGCCGUGAGGCUUUGUGGCCUAAGCAAGGCGCAACUCAAUGGCUCCAGAGCACAGGUUUCGGAGGUUGACUUGUCUGCUGGCCGGUACCAAGUUCAUUUGGAGAAUGGCAAGCAGAUCAAGGUGAAGUUCGAAAACGUUCUUUGUUGA
This is a messenger RNA of Durusdinium trenchii, 3522 nucleotides long. NCBI's taxonomy places the organism in Eukaryota, Dinophyceae, Suessiales, Symbiodiniaceae. The record is from the annotation of a GenBank genome assembly.